Messenger RNA from Diaporthe amygdali, 693 nucleotides. Its product is annotated as ras small monomeric gtpase rab6. Gene Ontology annotation, cellular component: Golgi membrane; inositol phosphoceramide synthase complex. Gene Ontology annotation, biological process: inositol phosphoceramide metabolic process. The coding region runs from base 1 to 693 and encodes 230 amino acids. Gene Ontology annotation, molecular function: inositol phosphoceramide synthase regulator activity. Lineage: Eukaryota; Fungi; Ascomycota; Sordariomycetes; Diaporthales; Diaporthaceae. The transcript is spliced from 2 exons. The record is from RefSeq and is a predicted model, not a curated record.
AUGGCGACUUCAAGAGGCCUGCGCCUGUGGCUGCCGAAGCCCAAGACCUUCCUCGGCCUCAUGUCCCUCCAGACCGGCACCGAGAUGAUCUCGAUAGCCCUCCUCAUCAACAAAGUCACGGGCCUGUACGGGCUGCUCGCCAUCCUAACGGGCUUCUCCCUCGACGCGGUCCAGCUCUCGAUGUACAUAUACUCGGUAGCGGUCCUCGCCACCCUCGCGGUCCUGAUCCCGCACAUCCGGAGGCAGUCGCCCUUCCAGAACCUGGCGCUGGCGUGGCUCUACAUCGCCGACACGGCCGCCAAUGCCGCCUACACGGCGACGUUCGCCGUGCAGUGGUACCUCAGGUCGGGCGGCAACCCGCAGGGCGACGCGGCCGAGCAGACCACGGACACGGCGGCCAGCAUGGUCCUCAUCGUGGCGUUCACGCUCAUCCGUGUGUAUCUCAUGUUCGUGGUCAUGAGCUUCACCAGACAGGCCCUGCAGAGGUACAUGGCCGGGCUGGCGGGCGACAAGGGCGCCACGGUCCUGCCAUUUACUCCUGGGUCGCCCGACGGCGAGGGCUGGAAGGGCAGCCUGGGCCGGCUGAUGCUCUUUGUUGGCCGGGACUACUGGGUGGGUGCCAGGGAGGACGAGGAGUGGGCGUCUAGCCAGCGGGUGCCGCUGGCAGCUGGUGCAGCAGACGACGACGAGUAG